AUGUCUAGUUCAAACGGUAAUAAUAGACAUAAUAGAACAUCAUUAUCUGACGAUAAGGAAUUACGAUCGACGGCAAGCAACGACAAUGAUUCCACAUCUAUUGGAGAAUCGGCUUCGGAUGAAUUACCUACUGAUGGACAACAAAUGACAAAUCAAGAAAUCAAUCGCUUGAUAUUAUUUCCACGGUCUCUUACAAUUUAUGAAAUAAUAAAAUCAAUGCCAUAUGUUUUGAUGAAGAUCUUGUUUUGGUUUAUUCUAUAUCUAUAUUAUGAGUUAUUAUUAUUAAUAUGUAUAAUUUAUGAAUUAGUAAAUCAUCAAAAUCGAUAUGAUGAACAAAUAAAUCGAAUUCAGCUACACUAUGCAAAUAUAUACACUAGCCAUUUACUCAGUCUGGAUCGCGAUGCACAAGCAGAAGGCCGAACAGCAAACCCGGUCGAUGAUGUUGUACUUCCGAUGUUUUCCACAGUGGCAACGAUCGUUGAUAUUGAACAGACACCAAUUGCAGAUACACAGCCGCAUGAUGCAGGAGUUCUAGUUGGUAUAAACAAUCAUCGACCUACAUAUUACAUUCCAAAUAAUGAAACUGUUCAUGAAAACGAAGAAGCAACAUCAUUAAACAAUGAGGAUGAUAGUAUCAGUGACUCGCUUUCAGAAAUAGGUGCAAAUGCACAAGUUCAACACAAUGGGGAUGCACCUGAAACUGCCACCGACGAUUCAACUUGUAAUAUUAAUCCUCAGAGAUCGAUUGAAUCGCACGAUGGUGUACAGCUCAUUAAUAACAAUCGUGAGCCAGAACCAAUUGCUCAUCCUCAAAGUGAUUCAGCUGGCAUAAACCAACAAAGAGAUCAAACAAUAACACCUAAUCAGCAAUCAGAUCAAAAGAAUGUGUUUAAUGGACAACAACAGAAUACGACGAACACAGGUGUGACAAAUGAUGAAGCAGUGGAACUACAACGAAAUAUUUCCACUCCAGCCAAUGAUGCUCAACCAAUAAUGGAAAACACUGUCUGCACAACACAAAUGCUCAACCGCAAGCCAACAGUUUCAAUUGACACCAGUGGUGAGUCAAGGGAUGAAAGUGUCGAUUAA
This is a messenger RNA of Rotaria socialis, 1089 nucleotides long. Lineage: Eukaryota; Metazoa; Rotifera; Eurotatoria; Philodinida; Philodinidae. The record is from the annotation of a GenBank genome assembly.